CAGCUCGACUCUAUUGUCGAUCGAUGCAAUCUGGUUUCGCUUAGUUCGACCUUUCUGUUCUGAGUGAGCGUUAGCUCAGUUUGCCCUCGCUGUUAGCAAGCAAAGGCUAACGUGGUUAACCAUGCUAGCUCUAAACAGUCACUACUGGUUUCAUAAAUGUUCGUUUCCUCGACAUGUCAGCGGAAUAGUCGCAAUGAUGUGUAAAUUAAAACUGGAGACGCCACAACAGCAUGGAAACUUCAGAAAAUCUACAGAAAGGCCGGCUAAACUCCUCUCAGCAGCCGCUAACUUCCACACAUCUGCGCUUCAGCGCCGGAAUUUACUGAUGAAGAUGCUCUUCAAAAAGAAGAAGAAAAGGUGGUAUGAAACUCCUCAGGUGAGGCAGCCUUUACCCACUGCUCAGUCUGGCUUCCUGACUCCAGCCAAGAAGAAAAACCAGGAGGACAGUCAGCGAGUGCGGACACUGAACAUUAUCGUCUGUAAGGCUGUUUCAGACCUGCUGGCCUCUCAUGAGGUCAAUGCGGAAAUCCCUAGUUACAGUGUGGAGAUUACUAAAGUUUCGUUCACAGCAGAUUUCUCUUCUUGUCGAAUCUACUGGAAGACAAGUUGGUCUGCUGAUAGAGACAGCCAGAUCCAGCAUGCUCUGGACAGGAGUGCCCCUCGUAUACGAUACCUUCUCAUGUCACUACAAAUUCUGAGCAACGUUCCCCCUUUAGUUUUCGUCCGAGAUAAAAAAUAUGCUGCUCUGCAAGAGGUUGAAAACCUUCUCGAGAUUGCAGACUAUGGGCCAAGUGAAGACUCGGGCAAUCUGUCUCUUGGUGGAAAAGACGCUGAGAUUAGACUGCAUUCUGUGGAACCUUUGGACAAGAAGAGACCUUUGUGGUUUGGAAUUGAUCAUGACGCCCUGCAUAAACAGAUUGAAGACUAUAAACAACGGUCCAGAGACACUCACACAGAAAGCACCAGCUCUGCAGGGCUAACUCAGGAACAGCUCGACAUGUUAGCAGAGAUCCGGAAGCAGAAACUCAUUGAGAAGAAGAAACGUAAAUCGAAGAGGCUGAAAGAUGACGAUAUUACCCCUAAAGCGUUUCUGCUUGCAAGGCAGCUUCAGAAGGAGGAGCAGGACAAAGACUGUAGCAGUGAACACUGCUUAGAGGACAGCCAGGUUUCAGAACUGAUGGCAGAGUACAAGAAGAAGAACUGAAACAAAAAGGCUAGCGUGCAAGAGCUGAAUGUGUCCUCAUUGUCUCUGCUCUGCAUCGAUAUCCAGGCUAAUAAACUGUUACAUCUAAA
This is a messenger RNA of Colossoma macropomum (tambaqui), 1293 nucleotides long. It is a transcript of the gene rbfa, whose product is annotated as ribosome binding factor A. The transcript is spliced from 7 exons. The coding region runs from base 122 to 1204 and encodes 360 amino acids. The record is from RefSeq and is a predicted model, not a curated record. Gene Ontology annotation, biological process: rRNA processing. NCBI's taxonomy places the organism in Eukaryota, Metazoa, Chordata, Actinopteri, Characiformes, Serrasalmidae.